CUCAUCCUUGCAUUUUGAUGCGGCUCGAGAUAUGACAACAUCCAUAAAAUCAAAUAAAGACAACAAGGGUACCAGGAUAAAGACUUUCGCCACUCCUCAACAUUAAUGGUACUGAGCGCUAUUUGGAAUCUGGCUUUUGGAGUACAUAAUCCACCGCCGGAUACGCUAGACGACGAACUUAUCGAUGACAGUCUCAGGAACAGGGAUGAUGGCCACGAUCGCGAUUACGAUCGACAGAAUAUUGAGAGAGAAGCCAAUACUGCCAAGAUUCUUGCUCGGCAGCAAGCGGUAAUGGAUGCUGAAAGUGAUAUCCUUGGAACAACUGUGUACUUACCAGCACCCAAUAUCCGAGAUGAAGCAGCCGAGAACAAGAGCGGAUUCAUCCUAGUCGUUACGUCGUUGACUCUAAACAACAUUGGCUGUUACCCAUUCUUUGGUAUUCGCGACAGACACCAAGUGUUUCCUAAGUUAUUUCCAGAAACAUCACCCCGAUCCUCUAUUCAGUAUCUUCGACGAGUUUACCGUUCGCAAGGAAUUCUAGGGAUAUGGUACGGCAUGCCUUGUAGUAUGAUAUGCCAUACCUGUACCAUAUUUUACGAAGCAUUCCUGAACAGUAUUAUUGGACGACUUCGACAUCGUUCAAAAAAGACUCCAUCAAAAACCAUGAUUUAUCUAUCUACAAGAGUUAUUGAAUUUAUACUAUAUAUACCUCUCUAUCCACUUCUCCGGAACUCUCUUCUUCUGCGGAUGGACUCCCAUGCUGGCCCUUGGCCUACAAAUUCUUCGUACUUUCAUUUGCUCAAGACUUUUGCUACCGACUAUGUCCGUGACCUCAUUGGACUCUUUCACAGGCAGGGUCAAUCUCCCAGCAUACUACCUCUCUACUCAACUGUCUUGCCCUCUUAUAUCUUAAAUCUUCUCUUUGAGAUCAUUCAAACUUGGAUCUUCAGAUGGAUUAAUCCGCAACUAGUGCCAGCCAAUUUUUUCACAAGGAAAAAGUCAGCGAAAACAACAGUGCAACAUCCUCCGCCAGGACAGCUUUUAUCACCAGCGCCACUAGGCACAGCAAAUAUGGCUUCUGACCAUACAGCAGUGCCUACUGUGGCCGCUGGCUCAUCAUUGGAACGAUCACUAGAGUCUGGGGCACGUCGAAAUGGCCAACACCCACAAGGUCAGCAACAGCAACAAGGUCAACAACAGCAGCAUUCGGGGCCAGACUAUAGCGGGGCUAUGACAAUGGUAUCUGCGAACGAAAUCUCUGCGACAAUCAUGGCGGCCAUGCCAACAGUCUCAUCCAGUUCGUCUGCUUCAACAACCAUGGCAGUCAAUCGGGCUAGACGUGGACUACGAUAUCUUUCUACAGUGACCCCACGAAACCCUACACUUCUACAAGAGUUUUAUCCCGAGAUGGUCAGUGCUAUGACCAGUAGUAUGAUCACUCGAGUGUUACUUUACCCGCUUGAUACCGUAGCGGCGCGUGUUUCCGCAUAUGGUGGUUCUUUUCCCGGUAUUGGUAUGGCGCCUACUCCAUAUCGUGGAUUUUGGGACUGCUGGAUCCAAUCCAUCCGGCCAUCUGGUGGAGGAAUCCUUGGUUUGUAUUCCGGGGUGAUCGACUGCAUCCUUAUCGAGGCCAUGGUACGAUGGGUUGUACUUGAAGGAACCUGGUUUGCCCAUUUAGUCAUUAAGUGGUUACACCGGAGAUAG
Molecule: messenger RNA, 1704 nt
Organism: Lobosporangium transversale
Lineage: Eukaryota; Fungi; Mortierellomycota; Mortierellomycetes; Mortierellales; Mortierellaceae
Product: mitochondrial carrier domain-containing protein
Exons: 3
Coding region: 106-1704 (532 amino acids)
Biological process (GO): mitochondrial membrane fission; mitochondrial fission
Cellular component (GO): mitochondrial outer membrane
Source: RefSeq, a predicted model, not a curated record